Neoarthrinium moseri is the source of this 1665-nucleotide messenger RNA. RefSeq lists its product as uncharacterized. Gene Ontology annotation, biological process: intracellular glucose homeostasis; glycolytic process; glucose 6-phosphate metabolic process. The record is from RefSeq and is a predicted model, not a curated record. The coding region runs from base 1 to 1665 and encodes 554 amino acids. Gene Ontology annotation, molecular function: ATP binding; D-glucose binding; fructokinase activity. Lineage: Eukaryota; Fungi; Ascomycota; Sordariomycetes; Amphisphaeriales; Apiosporaceae. Gene Ontology annotation, cellular component: cytosol; mitochondrion. The transcript is spliced from 3 exons.
AUGCAGCCGCUCACUUCUGCAAUGACGACGUUGAAGAAAGCCUUAAUCGCCGCCCUCAAGUCUAUACUUCGAGGUCGGUCCUUCCUGCAGGCCCUGUUCGCCUUCUGGAUCAGCCCAGCCGCCGUCCGGGAGCACCACGUAAACGGCAAGGCGGCUUUGCCGCGCAUGACGGUCACAGAGUUUCUCCACGAUGCCGAGCAAGGCUUCUUGGCGCCGCUCGAGGGCGAGCAGCUGAGGCGCUUCUCCAAGAAGUUGAAGCUCCAGUUUCGCGAGAGGUUGCAGUCCCACGCCGAGUCUAUGCUCCCGUCGUUCAACCACCUGUUGCCCUCCGGCCAGGAGAAGGGUCACUAUCUGGCACUCGAUGUCGGAGGUUCGACGCUUCGGGUGGCCUUAGUCACCCUCAGGGGCCGCGAGGCGACUGACAGGGAAAGCGAGAUUGUCCGGAUGGACACUUUCAAAAUCACCCCCGAAGUCAAGAAAUUGGAGGGUAUGUCAUUUUUUGACUGGAUGGCUGUCCGGAUCAGUCAAGUAAUCAAGGAUGAUGUAUCGCAUUGCACGCCUACGGCGCCCAUACCGAUGGGACUAGCUUGGAGUUUUCCAGUAGAACAAACCUCGUUAGGGGGAGGCUUGUUACUAGGGAUGGGCAAGGGCUUUUUAGCAACAAGUGGGCUGCACGGCCAGGACCUAGGCGGGAUCCUGAAGUUCGCCUGCAGCAAGCAGGGGCUACACGUCGAACUCUCUGCCAUUGUGAAUGACGGCUCGGCAACACUGCUCUCACAAGCAUACGUCCACGGGCAGACACGAUUUGGACUGAUACUGGGCACCGGCGCUAAUAUCGCCGUACAUCUACCCGUAGCGGCAUUCAAUCGCUCCAAGUUUGGAAGCCGCCCCGAGAGCUGGUUCGAGUCCGCCAGCCAUGUUAUCGUGAACACGGAACUUGGAAUGUUCGGGCACGACAUCCUCCCGCUUACUCGGUGGGACGAACUCCUCAAUGCUGCCCACCCGAGGCCGGACUUUCAGCCGAUGGAGCACCUCCUGAGCGGCUACUAUCUGGGCGAAAUAGUCCGCCUGGCACUUAUAGAGGGCAUCGAGAAUACAGAAAUAUUUGGCGGGGUUGUUCCCCCUUCGCUACAAGCUCCAUAUUCCCUGGAUACAGAGACUCUGUCGAGGAUCGAAGCUGACACAACCCCUGACUUUGAGGUUGCUCUGCCCUAUUUUGCUGUGACCCACCCGUCCAGCACAAAACCCACGGCAGCCGACCUCGGCGCCAUCCGCAGCCUCGCCACCUACGUGUCGCAGCGGAGCGCCUCCCUCCUGGCGGCGUCGAUCUUCUCGCUCUGGGAGCUCCGCCACGAGACAGAGGCCGAGUACAUCCAGUCGGAGAUCAGCUCGCCGACCCCGUCGUCCGCCCGGAAGAUGUCCUUCGUGCACGAGGCCAAGGUCGAGCACACGCUGCCGCGGACCAAGGUCGCCUUCAACGGCUCCGUCAUCGAGCGGUACCCCGGCUACCGCGAGAGCUGCCAGGGCUACAUCAAUGCGCUGGUGCGCGGGAGCGAGCACGUCGGACAGGUGGAGCUCGUCCCGGCGCUCGAGAGCUCCAUCCUGGGCGCGGCCGUCGCCCUGGCCUGCGUCGGGGAGCAGAAGGAGGAUGUGUCGGCCCCGUGA